AUGAGCAAGUACAUGUAUUCAACAGCUAAUUUAACUGAUAAAGAACUCAAAGAUCAGGGAAAUAGGCACUUCAAUAUGCGAAAAUAUGAGGAUGCUGUGACUUGCUACACCAAAGCGAUUAUUAAAAAUCCCACUAUGCCAACAUAUUUCACUAAUAGAGCUUUGUGUCAUCUCAAAUUAAAGAGGUGGGAUUCUUCAUGUCAAGAUUGUAGGAGAGCUUUAGAUAUGGACUCAACUUUAGUUAAAGGACAUUUCUUUUUGGGUCAAGCUUUGCUAGAGAUGGAGAAUUAUGAUGAAGCUAUUAAACAUUUACAGAGAGCAAAUGAUCUUGCAAAAGAGCAGAAAUUAAACUUUGGUGACGAUAUAGCUAGCCAACUAAGAAUAGCUAGAAAAAAGAGAUGGAAUGUUCAGGAGGAAAAACGUAUAACUCAGGAAAUUGAACUUCUUACUUAUCUUACAAGAUUAGUUCAUGAAGAUGCACAACGGCAAAUUGAAAAAGUGAAGGAGAAUAGUGAUGGUUUUUGUGGAGAAUAUUUGAAAGACAAAGUAAUGGAAAUCGAAUCAAAAUGUGAUAAUUAUAUAAGCGAAUUAAAUGCUCUGUUUGCCAAAGUCGAUGAUAGAAGACGUAAAAGAGAUGUUCCUGACUUUUUAUGUGGAAAAAUUAGUUUUGAAAUACUUCGUGAACCAGUUAUAACACCCAGUGGAAUAACUUAUGAACGGAAAGAUAUAGAGGAACAUUUGCAGAGGGUGGGUCACUUUGAUCCUGUUACUCGAGUGAAGUUAACUCAAGAUCAGCUGAUACCAAAUUUCGCUAUGAAAGAUGUUGUCGAUAACUUCCUCCAAGAAAAUGAGUGGGCAUUGGACUAUUAA
Nezara viridula (southern green stink bug) is the source of this 870-nucleotide messenger RNA. The record is from the annotation of a GenBank genome assembly. Lineage: Eukaryota; Metazoa; Arthropoda; Insecta; Hemiptera; Pentatomidae.